CGAGUCCAACACGUCAUCCUUGUUUUCUGAUGAAAUUAUUUAUCGAAUAAUUCGUUACCUUUCCAUUAUAUCAUACAUUUAAUUGCACGAUUGAAAGCAUAAUAUUUAUAUCUUUGUCUUCGAUGAUUAUUGCUGCAAAGUAAGGACGAAUUAUAGUGAAAUUUGAGGGAGAUAAUAUUUCUAUCGCAACACCCCUUCACAUCCCGUAGUCCACACUGUUCACUUCUUUCGCUUCGAAGUGAGAUCUGUGAAAAGUUGUCUAAAAAUAUAGCUGGAAAUAACCAAUUUCUCGCUAGUAUUUUUCGACCAUUUUAACAGAUAACUUUAGGGGAUCAGGAACAUCACGGAUCCGUAUUCUUUAUAACAUUUAUGAGUGCUCGGUGACGACAGGAAAAUACAGAAAGCUGUGCAAUGGAUGAAGCACACACCAAACCCAACGACGAAAUUUUAGCAACUUUUAAAGUUGACGAAGAGGUCGGAUUAUCUGAUGAACAAGUACGCAGUUCUCAAGAAAAAUACGGUCCAAAUGAACUGCCCGCAGAGGAAGGUAAACCUCUGUGGGAGCUCAUCUUGGAACAGUUCGAUGAUUUACUCGUAAAAAUCCUUCUUUUAGCUGCAAUUAUCUCUUUCAUUCUUGCGUGGUUUGAAGACCAAGAUGAGCAAGUUACUGCCUUUGUUGAACCCUUCGUCAUCUUGUUGAUCCUCAUAGCCAAUGCCAUCGUAGGCGUGUGGCAGGAAAGAAAUGCGGAAGAUGCCAUUGAGGCGCUGAAAGAAUACGAACCUGAAAUCGCCAAGGUGAUCCGUAAGAAUCACAGAGGUGUUCAGCGCAUCAAGGCCCGUGAACUUGUGCCUGGAGACAUUGUAGACGUUUCAGUUGGUGACAAAGUACCAGCUGAUAUCCGUCUGCUCAAGAUCAGUUCCACUACCCUACGUGUAGACCAGGCUAUCCUGACUGGAGAGAGUGUCUCCGUCCUGAAACACUGUGACGCCAUACCUGAUCCCCGGGCUGUCAACCAGGACAAGAAAAACAUUCUUUUCUCCGGAACCAACAUUGCAGCAGGAAAAUGCAGAGGUGUCGUUAUUGGAACUGGACUGACAACAGAAAUUGGAAAGAUCCGUAACGAGAUGAUGGACACAGAGACAGAGAAGACUCCACUCCAACAGAAACUUGAUGAGUUCGGUGAGCAACUCUCCAAGGUCAUCUCCAUUGUGUGUGUUGCCGUGUGGGCAAUCAACAUUGGUCACUUCAACGAUCCCGCUCAUGGUGGUUCAUGGAUCAGAGGUGCCGUCUACUAUUUCAAAAUUGCUGUUGCCCUCGCUGUAGCCGCUAUCCCAGAGGGUCUCCCCGCUGUCAUCACUACAUGUCUUGCUCUUGGUACACGUCGUAUGGCCAAGAAAAAUGCCAUUGUCAGGUCCCUACCAUCCGUAGAAACUCUAGGUUGCACCUCAGUCAUUUGCUCAGAUAAAACAGGAACACUUACAACCAAUCAGAUGUCAGUAUGCAGGAUGUUUAUUUUUGACAAAAUCACUGAUGCCGAAAUCAAAACUCAUCAGUUUGAAAUCACUGGCACCACAUAUGCCCCAGAGGGUGAAGUUUUCAAAGGAGGUCGUUCAGUAAAGUCCGGUGAAUACGAGGGUCUAGUCGAGCUCGCUACCAUCUGUGCACAGUGUAACGAUUCUAGUGUAGAUUAUAAUGACGCUAAGGGAGCUUAUGAGAAGGUUGGAGAGGCCACUGAAACUGCCCUCACUGUGCUAGUGGAAAAGAUGAAUGUAUACAACACUGAAAAAGCUGGACUUAACAAAAAAGAAAUGGGAACAUGCUGUAACAAUGUGAUCAACAAUAUGUGGAAGAAGGAAUUCACCCUGGAGUUCUCCAGAGACAGGAAGUCCAUGAGCAGCUACUGUGUACCAAACAAACCAACACGCACUGCUGGCAGCGCAAAAAUGUUUUGUAAGGGUGCUCCUGAGGGUGUAAUUGAAAGGUGCUCUUUCGCUCGAGUAGGAAACCAGAAAGUCCCAAUGACAUCUGCUGUCAAGGCCGAGAUCAUGAAACAUGUCAAAUAUUACGGUACUGGACGUGACACCCUGAGAUGCCUUGCUUUGGCAACCAAUGACAACCCUGUCCCCGUUGAAUCCAUGGAUCUUGAAGAUUCCCGCAAGUUUUCCACUUAUGAGUCUGGCAUGACAUUUGUUGGUAUUGUUGGAAUGUUGGACCCUCCACGUAAGGAGGUCAUUGACUCGAUCAUUGACUGUAGAGCUGCUGGUAUUCGUGUCAUCGUCAUCACUGGAGAUAACAAGGCCACAGCUGAAGCUAUCUGCCGCAGGAUUGGUAUCUUCGGAGAGAGUGAAUCAACUGAGGGUCUUGCAUUUACUGGUCGCGAGUUUGAUGACCUUAGUCAAGAUGAACAGAGACAAGUUGUUACCCGUGCUCGUCUCUUCGCUCGUGUAGAACCUGCCCACAAGAGUAAGAUUGUAGACCAUCUGAGAGCACAGGGAGAGAUCUCUGCUAUGACUGGUGACGGUGUGAAUGACGCCCCUGCCUUGAAGAAUGCUGAGAUUGGUAUUGCUAUGGGCUCUGGAACUGCCGUCGCAAAAUCUGCCUCUGAGAUGGUGCUCGCUGACGACAACUUCGCAACAAUUGUGUCUGCCGUAGAGGAGGGCAGAGCCAUCUACAAUAACAUGAAACAGUUCAUCCGCUACCUCAUUUCAUCCAACAUUGGAGAGGUUGUCUGUAUUUUCUUGACGGCUGCCCUUGGUAUGCCCGAAGCCCUGAUCCCCGUCCAGCUCCUAUGGGUCAACCUUGUAACAGACGGUUUCCCCGCCACCGCCCUUGGCUUCAACGGCCCAGAUCUUGACAUCAUGCAGAAACCACCAAGGAACCCCAAGGAGCCACUUAUCAGUGGAUGGUUGUUCUUCAGAUAUAUGGCAAUUGGAGUUUAUGUUGGAGCCGCAACAACUGGUAGCGCCGCCUGGUGGUACAUGUACGCACCAAAUGGCCCUGGACUCACCUACUGGCAAUUGACACACGCCAUGCAGUGUCCCGCAGAGCCUAGAAUGUUCCCCGGUGUGGAUUGUAAAAUAUUUGAUAGCCCUUAUCCAAUGACAAUGGCCCUCUCAACCCUAGUUACUAUAGAAAUGUUUAACGCUCUGAACAGUCUGUCUGAGAACCAGAGUUUGAUCCACAUGCCUCCAUGGAGCAACAAGUGGCUAGUGUUCGCCAUCUUACUCUCAAUGUCUCUACAUUUUAUGAUCCUUUACUCCAAGGUCUUUAAUACUAUUUUCCAAAUCACCCCUCUCAACGGAACUGAGUGGGCAGCUGUACUAAAGAUCUCCUUCCCUGUAAUCCUAUUGGACGAAUGCCUCAAGUUUGUCGCCAGAAAGUUCACCGAUGUGGCAGAAGCAGUAGAUCCAAUGGCCGCCAAGAAGUUCCAGUAAACAACAUGGCGCGGCACCAUAUUAGGAAAUUGUCACCUGAUGCAAACAUUUAUGCAAGAUAACAGUCACCAUAGAUAGCAUAGACAGUGUUGUCAAGACAUCAAUAUGACAUCACAAGAUGUCAGAUGACAUCAUCAUAUGGUGUCACAUGACAUCACAAUUCAUGCACCAACUAACAAAUCAGGAAUAUGCUGUGGCAGAGAACAGUUUUUUUAAACCAUGAACUGACUGUCGGUUAUCGACGUAUAUUAUGUUUUACUCAUUUCUGUCUAUUUAGUCUUAUCCAAUUUUAGUAGCAAUGUGAAUAGUUGAAUAAUUUAAGUGCUUCUUAAAGUGAUAUCAUUAGAGUAGUCAACCAAUCAGGGAACUGAUUUUUGUUUGGCUCUUCUAGCCUCAAUUUGAAUUUUAAACCCCACGUUCAACUUAUUACCUAAUAUUAUAUUAGUUGAAAGCCCCUCAUGAAAAUAUUUCUUUGGGGAAUUAAGAACAGAGUUUCUGUGUGGAAUUCUAUUGUAUUUUUAUUGUUGUGUUUACAAUACGAUAGAGUUCUUGGCGUUCGGCCGAGGAAUAUUGUUUGAUGUGUAAACUGUAUAAUUAACAUGUAUUUUGACAGGUCAACGUGUCUUGAAUGUUAUUAUAAAUAAAUUAAUAUUAUUAAUAAUCAAAAAACAGAAUGAGCUCUUGUACAAAAUAUUUUUAAAUUGUGUAUAUUAGGAAAUGCAUGGAUGUGAGAUUGUUCGCAUAAUGAUAAUGUGUGUAUAUUCGUAGGGUUUGCCACCUCUUGUUACAUGCGUAUUAGGUCCUUGUUGAUUGUACACACAAGACUUGUUGAUUGUACACACGAGUCUUGUUGUUUGUACACAUGUGUUCAUUCUUACCUAACUUAUUGUGCACAGGAAUCUAUAUUACUGCAUAUGUAUAAAAUCAUAUCCUUGUUGAUUGUAUAAUAUCAUCUAAAUAUCAUCAAUGUACAUGACAGGAGUGAAUGUUUAUCUGCAAUUUGAUUGGCUUAGAGCUCAUGGAGUGGUGAACAACCAAAUAUUGCAAUGUAGAUAGAGAGUUGCUGGACUGUUAAAUAUGAUGUGUUUAGCUGGUUGUUGCAGACAAAUGGAUUUAAGUAGCCCACAACAAUACCAAAUCCAUUUGCAGGAUGGAUUAAGUAGCCUAUAACAAUAACAAAUCCAUCCUCAAUUGUAUAUACUAGUACAUAUACACCCAUUCUCCAUUGGUUCUAUAUCAUGAUUUUUUGAUACAUUUUACUCACUGACAUGCACUAUAGAAGGGUUUAUGCCACGUCAUCGUCAACACAUCGACUCAGUCAGUCUCUAAUCAGACAUUAUAGAUGGCGCAUGAGGGAUCGGGAGGAGCUUUGAGACAAAUGUUGUUUGUUUGUUUGUUUGUUGUUUUCUAUAUAAUGCUAUUUUGAUCCAAAGCUCCUCCUUAUAAGGCCACUUAAGUCAGGCGACUGGGUGACGAUUUCACUUUGCAAUCUUUACUAAGAUCUGACUGAACCAGGUAAAAUUCUGAUCGUUAACUUUGAAAAGGAUUUCACCUAUUUUUGACUUUAUCACUUGCUGUGUUCACUGUUCAACAUAUUGAGCUGGAUUUGAGUUUUCAUUCUUCGGGCGGGGUCGAUCAGAAUUUUAGUGGUGACUUUUAUUUACCUCUUAGGAUCAUGAAAUGCUUUGAUUUUAUGUGUGAAAUGAGGUUAGUUCUUAAGGCCUUCACCAGAGGGCCCCACUAGCUCUGAAUUUAUCCAUCAUGGCUGAUACUACAAUAAAUGGUGAACCUUUUCAAAAAAAAUUAA
Messenger RNA from Owenia fusiformis, 5242 nucleotides. Lineage: Eukaryota; Metazoa; Annelida; Polychaeta; Sabellida; Oweniidae. The record is from the annotation of a GenBank genome assembly.